Messenger RNA from Candidozyma auris, 1848 nucleotides. Its product is annotated as RTA1 domain-containing protein. Lineage: Eukaryota; Fungi; Ascomycota; Pichiomycetes; Serinales; Metschnikowiaceae. The coding region runs from base 1 to 1848 and encodes 615 amino acids. The record is from RefSeq and is a predicted model, not a curated record. Gene Ontology annotation, cellular component: plasma membrane; fungal-type vacuole. The transcript has a single exon.
AUGUCUGCGUGGCUCUCCCAGUUCACCCAGCCUUGGUCAACCACCCAGUUACCCUCCCACACAACCUUGACUCAUGUGGCACCACAAGCGUACUCUGGAUUGGUAUCGACAUUAAUGUCGAUAUCAGAGGCCUUGCCCACAGAAACAAACAGGAUGAGCUUGUAUGAGAUGGCGAAAAAGGGCAAAGCUGCCCAGGCGUCCCUCUCGGUGCUCUCAGCUCAGCGGUUCAUGGCAACAGCCACAGAUAACGAGAGAAUGCCCGAGAUGACUUCAGUUAUUUGGAAUUCCACCAUGGAGCUCCAGGAGUUGGAAAGGGGCAUCAACUUGUACCAGAUGGAGUUGAGCCCUAUAGCCAAUGGCAUAUUCGCUGGGCUUUUCGCCUUGUUGCUUGUGGCCCACAUUGUUCUCUUUCUCUGGAAAAGACACCCUUACUUUGGCGUGUGUCUUUCCAUGGGCACUGCUUGCGAGUUCACAGGGUACAUUGGCCGUAUCGCCUCCAUUGGCAAUUACGGUAAUAAGGAUGCCUACUUGUGCCAGAUUAUCUGCUUGACGUUGGCCCCAGCGCUUCUUAUGGCAGGAGUGUACUUUGUGUUGGCUCAAUUGACGGUUAUUCAUGGUCGGCAGUAUUCCGUGCUAAAACCGCUAUGGUUUCUGUACAUAUUUGUGUUUUGUGACUUUGUCAGCUUGGUGGUUCAGGCUGCUGGCGGUGCCAGUGCUGCAGUGCAACUCCAGCGGUUUGGUGAUACUCAGCCCGGUACCAACACCAUGGUGGCCGGCAUUGCGUUCCAGGUGGUGUCCAUGACGCUUUUCUUGUACUUCCUUUUUGACUUUAUGAACAGAAAAUGGUUCAAAGCCAGCCCCCACGUGAAAUUUACUUUCCACAACUUAUUCAGUUUCCUAUUUGCAACCAGCAGAGGGAGAGAGCUUACACAGCGGUACUUGAACCCCAAGUACAACCCAAAGUAUGAGCACAUUUGGUCGAGAAAAUCGUUUUCUUAUUUCCCCAUUGUGUUGCUCUUGUCUGUAUUCUUCAUCUACGUGAGAUGUGUCUACAGACUUGUAGAGUUGACAGAGGGCUGGAGUGGCUACUUGAUCACCCACGAGGAGUUUGUCAUGACUCUUGACGGCCUUAUGGUUUUGCUCAUGGUGAUGUUGCUUGUGCCUUUCCACCCCGGUGUUCUUAUGGGCAAGGGCCUGAACAUCUCCUUGAAGUCGAUCAAGAACGUCACCGACCAGGAGGACGUCGAGGCUCACGAGGACAAGCUGUUCCCUGGCUCGACUUGGUCAGAUGAUUCCACGAAGAAAUCGACUCGCUCAGAAAAGGUGCAUACUCGAGAAUUGUCAGUAUCGUCCCAAGAGUCUGAUAACUCUGACAUUUUCUCACCUGGCAAGAGUGAAAGAAAGAGCUUUUUGCCAAUUCUCAAAGAUUCUGCUCGGGGCUCAAGCAAACAGAACAAACCAGAUUUUGUUGCUGUACCAUAUUCACAGACGGCGGAAAGCACUGUUCAAAGCACCCCAGUGAAGCAGCCCCAGAGCAAUAGAUCCGGCUCCAAAAAAUUCACUCUACGAAACACCCAGAGCAGGACUUCUAGCAAAAUGUCUAGCAGGGUUCAGCUGCACGUCAAUCCAUACGAGACUCCCAGAGAGUCACAAUUUGUUGCUAACUCGGGCCCUUACAGGGAAGAGCCUGUUUAUUCCCCCCAGCAUGAUUCCUUAGAGAAUCCAUUUGAGCAGCACGUUGUCUACGACGAACGGGAUCACUACGAGUAUGAUGAUGGAAGCAAUCACUUUGACGAUGUGCAAUCGCAAGUGACUCACGACGAAGACUUUUUCAAUUUUGGACACUAA